CUUCCGCUUCCGGCCACUUGGCGUGUGAGUUGCUGAGAGGAGGAUGGACGGUCUGGUGGCACAGUGCUCCGCGCGGCUGCUGCAGCAGGAAAAGGAGAUUAAAUCUCUGACUGCUGAGAUCGACCGGCUAAAGAACUGUGGUUGCUUAGAAGUUUCUCCAAGUUUGGAACAGCUUCGAGAAGAAAAUUUAAAAUUGAAGUAUAGGCUGACUGUUCUUCGCAGGAGUCUUCAGGCAGAAAAGAGAAGGCCAACUAAAAAUAUGAUUAACAUCAACAGCCGCCUGCAGGAAGUGUUUGGCUGUGCCAUUAAGGCUGCAUAUCCAGACUUGGACAACCCUCCUCUGGUCGUAACACCUAGUCAGCAGCCCAAGUUUGGAGACUACCAAUGUAAUAGUGCCAUGGGUAUUUCUCAGAUGCUCAAAGCAAAGGAUCAGAAAGUUAAUCCUAGAGAAAUCGCUGAAAACAUUACUAAACACCUGCCGAACAAUGAAUAUAUUGACAAAGUUGAAAUUGCCGGUCCUGGUUUCAUUAAUGUGCAUUUGAGAAAGGAUUUUGUGUCAGAACAGUUGACCAAUCUCCUAGUAAAUGGGGCUCAACUUCCUGCUCUUGGAGAGAAUACAAAGGUUAUAGUUGACUUUUCUUCUCCCAACAUAGCUAAAGAGAUGCAUGUUGGCCACCUCCGGUCAACUAUCAUAGGAGAAAGUUUGUGCCGCCUCUUUGAAUUUGCAGGGUAUGAUGUGCUAAGGUUAAACCAUGUAGGAGAUUGGGGGACCCAGUUUGGCAUGCUCAUCGCUCACCUGCAAGAUAAAUUUCCAGAUUAUCUGACAGUUUCACCUCCGAUUGGGGAUCUUCAGGCCUUUUAUAAGGAGUCUAAGAAGAGGUUCGAUGCUGAGGAGGAGUUUAAGAGGCGAGCCUAUCAGUGUGUGGUUUUGCUGCAGAGUAAAAACCCAGAUAUCAUGAAAGCCUGGAAGCUCAUCUGUGACGUCUCGCGUGACGAGUUUAGUAAAAUCUAUGAUGCAUUGGACGUCACUUUAAUAGAGAGAGGAGAGUCCUUCUAUCAAGAUAGGAUGAACGAUGUUGUAAAGGAAUUUGAAGAUAAAGGAUUUGUGCAAGUAGAUGAUGGCAGAAAAAUUGUGUUCGUACCCGGGUGUUCCAUACCAUUAACCAUAGUGAAAUCAGAUGGGGGCUAUACUUACGAUACGUCUGACCUGGCUGCUAUCAGGCAGAGACUAUUUGAAGAAAAAGCAGAUAAGAUUAUUUAUGUGGUGGACAAUGGACAAGCUAUGCAUUUCCAGGCCAUAUUUGCUGCUGCUCAGAUGAUUGGUUGGUAUGAUCCAAAAGUAACUCGAGUGGCCCACGUUGGAUUUGGUGUGGUGCUAGGCGAAGACAAGAAGAAGUUUAAAACACGGUCAGGUGAAACUGUGCGCCUUGUGGACCUGCUGGAAGAAGGACUGAAACGGUCCAUGGACAAGCUAAAGGAGAAAGAGAGAGACAAGGUCUUAACUGAAGAGGAGUUGAAAGCAGCUCAGACAUCCGUUGCGUAUGGCUGCAUCAAAUAUGCUGACCUUUCCCACAACCGCCUCAAUGACUACAUCUUCUCCUUUGACAAGAUGCUGGAUGACAGAGGAAACACGGCUGCUUACUUGCUAUACGCCUUCACUAGAAUCAGGUCUAUUUCUCGUCUGGCCAAUAUUGAUGAAGAGAUGCUGCAGAAAGCUGCUCGAGAGACCAAGAUAGUUUUGGACCAUGAGAAGGAAUGGAAACUAGGCCGGUGCAUUUUACGAUUCCCCGAGAUUUUACAGAAAAUUUUAGAUGACUUAUUUCUCCACACACUCUGCGAUUAUAUUUAUGAGCUAGCAACUACUUUCACAGAGUUCUAUGACAGCUGUUACUGUGUGGAGAAAGAUCGACAGACUGGGAAAGUUUUAAAGGUGAACAUGUGGCGGAUGCUCCUGUGUGAAGCAGCUGCUGCUGUCAUGGCCAAGGGGUUUGAUAUACUGGGAAUAAAACCCGUCCAAAGGAUGUAAUUUUACCAAAGUGGCAAUUAGUACUAUUUGCUUUUUAAACAAUCAUGUGGACACAAAAGUAGUAAAGGAAUUUUCACAACUA
Messenger RNA from Acomys russatus (golden spiny mouse), 2108 nucleotides. RefSeq names its product arginyl-tRNA synthetase 1 (gene Rars1). Gene Ontology annotation, biological process: arginyl-tRNA aminoacylation. The transcript has 15 exons. Bases 44 to 2026 code for a protein of 660 amino acids. Gene Ontology annotation, molecular function: ATP binding; arginine-tRNA ligase activity. Gene Ontology annotation, cellular component: cytoplasm. The record is from RefSeq and is a predicted model, not a curated record. NCBI's taxonomy places the organism in Eukaryota, Metazoa, Chordata, Mammalia, Rodentia, Muridae.